AUGACCGAAACUGGCAAUAAUAGCAUCGCUGAAUUUGGUGUGCUACAAAAGAAGAAGAUAUCACACCAACCAUUGCAGAAGCUUUCAGCAGCUAUUACAAGACCAAGCAAAAGGAAGCGCGUAACAAUCUCAUCCAUACUUCCGAUCGGCAAAGAAGCUCAAGCAGCAUUUGACGCUCUAGAUAUUGAUUCAACAGAUGAAGUUUACUAUCCUGAAGGAUGGAUCCCUUCCAAUCAUGCUCUUGAUGAACACAAUGGAGCAAUUAAAUUUAGUUGGAAAGGCUCUCCAAUGAAUAUAGAAGGACAAGCUUAUUAUGAUCAUCUUCAUCCUGCCGAAAUAAUGAUGGCUUCUUCACUAAGGUUAUCACCUGUUCAAUACUUAAAAUGUAAACGUACACUCAUAAUGGCAGCCAAGAAGCUUCAAGAGCAACGGGUUCCCUUUACCAAGUCCGUCGCUCAAAGAUUAUGUAGAGUGGAUGUCAAUAAGACAAGUGCUCUUUGGACAAUCUUUGGUCAACUGGGAUGGUUCAACUAA
Molecule: messenger RNA, 534 nt
Organism: Mycotypha africana
Lineage: Eukaryota; Fungi; Mucoromycota; Mucoromycetes; Mucorales; Mycotyphaceae
Exons: 2
Coding region: 1-534 (177 amino acids)
Molecular function (GO): protein binding
Source: RefSeq, a predicted model, not a curated record